UUCACCCCUAUUGUUCGCUGGAGCGAGUCACUCGGCGCGGGGCGGAGUGGAGUGAGAGACGAGCAGGGCGGUGGCGACGGGGCCGGCAGCGCAGCCAUGGAGGUGGUAAACAUGAGGGAGCAACCCAUCAAGGUGACAGAAUGGCAGCAAACAUACACCUACGACUCAGGCAUCCAUUCCGGGCUGAACACCCAGGUGCCAUCAGUCAGCAGCAAGUGCUUGGGGGAUGAUGAUGACCUUUAUGGCAAGCAGUACACGAUUAAGAAGACCACCACUUACAGCCAGCCUGGAGCUGCACAGGUCCAGGCUCAAGCAGAAUUGGAUUCCCAGCUUGCCAUGACCCGUGCCCAGCGCAUCCGGGCUGCCAUGUAUCCAGAGACAGUGGAGGACCGCUCUCUUCUCAUCACCACCCAAGUCGAGGGGCAGCAGACCAAUGUGCAGCGGCUGGCCGAGCCCUCUCAGAUGCUCAAGUCGGCCAUUGUGCACCUCAUUAACUACCAGGAUGAUGCGGAACUGGCCACUCGCGCAAUCCCUGAAUUGACCAAACUUUUGAAUGAUGAGGAUCCAGUGGUGGUCAGCAAAGCAGCCAUGAUUGUGAACCAGCUGUCCAAGAAGGAGGCCUCGCGCCGUGCUCUAAUGCAGUCUCCUCAGAUUGUUGCUGCUGUGGUCCGCACCAUGCAAAACACCAGUGACCUAGAUACAGCUCGCUGCACCACCAGCAUCCUCCACAACCUGUCCCACCAUCGUGAAGGGCUGCUUUCCAUCUUUAAGUCUGGGGGCAUCCCAGCUCUUGUGCGCAUGCUCAGCUCUCCUGUGGAGUCGGUCUUGUUUUACGCCAUCACCACCCUUCACAACCUAUUGCUGUACCAAGAAGGUGCCAAGAUGGCCGUGCGCCUGGCUGACGGGCUUCAGAAGAUGGUCCCCCUGCUGACCAAGAAUAACCCAAAGUUCCUUGCCAUCACCACGGAUUGCCUGCAGCUGCUUGCCUAUGGGAACCAGGAAAGCAAGCUGAUCAUUUUGGCCAACAGUGGCCCCCAAGCCCUUGUCCAGAUCAUGCGCAGUUACACGUAUGAGAAACUGCUGUGGACUACCAGCCGCGUCCUCAAGGUCCUGUCCGUCUGUCCCAGCAACAAGCCAGCCAUUGUGGAAGCUGGCGGCAUGCAGGCUCUGGGAAAGCACCUGACCAGCUCCAGCCCAAGGCUUGUGCAGAACUGUCUAUGGACUCUGAGGAAUCUCUCAGAUGUGGCCACAAAGCAGGAGGGUCUUGAUGGUGUGCUGAAGAUCCUGGUCAACCAGCUGAGCUCAGAUGAUAUCAAUGUGCUGACCUGUGCCACUGGCACCCUCUCAAACCUGACCUGCAACAACAGCAAGAACAAAACCCUGGUGACCCAGUCAAAUGGGGUGGAGGCUCUGAUACAUACCAUCCUCCGGGCAGGAGACAAGGAAGACAUCACUGAACCAGCUGUCUGUGCUCUGAGGCACCUCACCAGCCGGCACCCAGAGGCUGAAAUGGCCCAGAACUCCGUGCGGCUCAACUAUGGCAUCCCUGCCAUUGUUAAGCUGCUUAAUCAGCCCAAUCAGUGGCCGUUGAUCAAGGCUACCAUUGGUCUCAUCCGUAACCUGGCCUUGUGUCCAGCCAACCACGCCCCCUUGCAGGAAGCUGCUGUCAUCCCACGCCUGGUCCAACUGCUGGUGAAGGCUCACCAAGACGCUCAACGCCACGCAGCUGCUGGCACGCAGCAGCCAUACACGGAUGGGGUGAAGAUGGAAGAGAUCGUGGAAGGCUGCACAGGCGCACUGCACAUUUUGGCUCGUGACCCCAUGAACCGAAUGGAAAUCUUCCGCCUGAACACCAUUCCUCUCUUCGUGCAGCUCCUGUAUUCUCCAGUGGAAAACAUCCAGCGUGUGGCAGCCGGUGUGCUGUGUGAGCUGGCUCAAGAUAAAGAAGCAGCUGAUGCCAUUGAUGCAGAGGGUGCCUCAGCCCCACUCAUGGAGCUUUUGCACUCCAGGAAUGAAGGCACAGCUACAUACGCAGCAGCUGUCUUGUUCCGCAUCUCCGAAGACAAGAACCCCGAUUAUCGGAAACGUGUCUCUGUGGAACUUACCAAUUCACUGUUCAAGCAUGACCCUUCUGCUUGGGAAGCUGCCCAAAGCAUGAUACCUAUUCAUGAGCCGUAUGCCGAUGAACUGGAUGCAGGUUAUCGUGGCAUGUACUCGGGUGAAAUUCCCAUGGACCCCAUGGAUAUGCACAUAGACAUGGAUGGCGACUACCCCAUGGAUGGGUACAGUGAUGGUGUGCGGGCGCCCUACGGAGACCACAUACUUUCCUAACAUGCCCCUUGGGCAGGGCUCAAGAUGUUUUCUUAACACAGAAGAGGGCAGCCUCAGUGCUCAAACUAAGGGCACUCGGGAGACAGAAGUGCCUGAGAAAGAUGAUGACAAAUUCUUCCUUUCCCUGCAAGGAGGUUUUAUUUUCUAAAACAAAACCAUUUUUCCCUCCUGGGGGCCUUUGGGAAAAACCUCCACCCCAUAUCCAGGACUGCUUCUAACAACCUUGUAAUAACUUUCUACUAGCAGUCCGUUCUUUUCUCUCCUUCUCCCCACUUCAUUCUGACUUUAAUCAACCUGUCUUCCUUUUCCUUCUCCUCCACCUCCUCCCCAUAACAGUUUUUUUCUGCAAAUCUGGGCAACAUUGUCAAAAUGCCAUUGGAUCCUCCUAAGAGUAUUUUUCAAACACACAGGGUUUCCGGUGUUAUUUGACAGAUUUUUCUUUCUCUGUUUGCACUUCUAAUGCUUGUCAAUUAGGAAGUGUAGAAAACGGAAAUGUUUGCUAUUUUUCCUUUUGCCUUUUAACUUCGAGGUUGUUGUUUUUUUAAAAUAAAGAGCAGCCAAUGGGUGUGAGUUUGCCAAGAAAUGAACAGCUUUGCAUUUCCCAGCUUCAUUUUUUUUUAAGCCUUCAACAGAUGUGGCUGUGGGCCUUGGCGCUUUCCUCCAAAGAGGAACAACUAACAAUUUUAAGAAAGCUCUCCAUCUACUGACCCUCUUGCACAUUUUUAAUUCGAGUCCUCCCUUUUCUUCCCCCCUCUCCCCCCGCCCACCCCCCCCCGUCCUUCCUGGUGAUUGGCGUGUUCUCUUCUUCCUCUCCAUCCUCUUGCUCCUUCUAAUGCAUUUUUAAAAGCAGCUCUCUCAAUGUGAUGGCUUGAGGCUUCCACUGGAAAAGGGAUCGAUGUAGCUGCAAAUGUACUUCAGAAAAUUUUAUUAUUAUUUCUCUAAGGGAUUUUUUUGUAUAGACCAAAGCUAAAAAAACAAAUAAAAACUUAAACCCAA
Elgaria multicarinata webbii is the source of this 3327-nucleotide messenger RNA. RefSeq names its product junction plakoglobin (gene JUP). The coding region runs from base 97 to 2331 and encodes 744 amino acids. Lineage: Eukaryota; Metazoa; Chordata; Lepidosauria; Squamata; Anguidae. The record is from RefSeq and is a predicted model, not a curated record. Gene Ontology annotation, molecular function: nuclear receptor binding; transcription coactivator activity; cadherin binding. Gene Ontology annotation, cellular component: catenin complex; cytoplasm; nucleus. The transcript has 15 exons. Gene Ontology annotation, biological process: cell-cell adhesion; positive regulation of transcription by RNA polymerase II; canonical Wnt signaling pathway.